GUGAUAAGCUGUCAUGGGAAAUUUGAACCAUGUGGCCAGCGUCACCAUGAAAAAGGAAGUAACAUGUAGUCUGCAGUCUGCGUUUCUGUUAACCCAGAAACAAUGAACCUUCAACUCCUGUUCACUCUUUCCCUGCAAGUGGCAUUAGUUAAAUCCCUCAGGGAAGUCUUUGGGUACCCUGGGGAUACGGUCACCUUGCCCUCAAAAGCUGACCCAUCAUGGAAUCUUUCCUCAAUCGUGUGGUCAAUAUUUUCAAACAACACGUGGAUUGCCACCUUUCACAAUGGGAAUGAAAACGUCAAAUGGGUCGAUCGGUAUAAAGGGAGACUCAGCCUCAAAACUUCCUCAGGUGACUUGACGAUCAGUAAUUUGACCACAGAGGAUGAGAGGGAAUACACUGUGGACCUCAUCAAUACUGCGGGACAGCCCAAGGGAGACAAGAUUAAGCUCACAGUGAGACAACGCCUCCAGAUGCCAAUCAUAGAGACUGUCGCCUAUGAAUCUGUAAAAGGAGGUUGCUGGUUGGGGCUGCGUUGUUCCUCAGCAGAAAAGGGUGUUGACUUGUCCUGGCAGGGUGAACCUUCCAGCAUGACGGUCUUCAACAUGACUAAUCCUGAUGACAACUCUGCAGUUCUUUUGGCAUUUCUCAACACCACACAGAAGAGUGUCAAAUUUAACUGCACCUCCAGCAAGAAUAUGGAGAAGGCCUCAAGUGUUGUGACAAGAAAGUGUGAGGAUAACAAGCCUCAGCCAUCUCCUCAGUCCAGGGAAAGAAAUGCUGCUCCGUUUUUCUUUGGAGGCGCCCUGGGAGGGGCACUGACAGUGAUUGUAUUAUAUUUUUUCGGAGAACAAAUCAAAGCUAACGUUGCACACCUCAAAGGAAAAAUGUUUCCAACAACAACAGAUGUUAACGUCUAAAGGUUAGCUUCUGUUCGUGCAAUAACUGUCCAAGGUUUGUAGCAAUAAAUGGCGACACAGUUGUAAGAAAUGACCAAGUUUUCUCUCUUUGCUACAGUGAGGAAGCAAGACCAAAGACACCAUAAAAAGAUGUCUACACCACGUGUGUAGCUUUAGGAUUGUAUUGUAUAAUGAUAAAAAAAAAAAAGACCAGCAUUAAGAAAACUACAUGAUGCAUAUUAUAGAUAAUAGAUAUUAUAAGAAAGUGAACGCAGGAACAUAUAAAUUAAAUAAAUAAGUGUAUUUUGAGAGAAUCGGCAGAGUUUGGACCUAAUAUAAUGAACAGCUGCACAAAAUCCAGAGAACCAACACAGGUGCACCAAAUGAUUCACAAUGAUAGUAAUUACAUUAUAUUAUACUGUUGUACAGCUAUUAAUAUGGCUGGUAUGGGCUACUGUGCAUUUUUUUGCAUCUCUGGUGCAAAACCAUCACAUCUUGUUUUGAUUUUUUAUAUUUCUUGUCUACUUUAGUGUUUCUUCUUUUUUAUCCUGUCACAUGUGAACUUAUACUUUUUAACUGUGCUUAUAUUUUGUAUUGUUAUGAAAAAAAGGCAAUAUUUUCUACAUUUACUUUUUGCACUUUUUGUAUUUUAACUAUUGUGUUGUCAAAUGUUUUGUACUAUUUUGCCUGAAGUUUUGUAAAUACAUUUAUGUGGAGGUUGUUGCAGGACCUUGUGUUACUGGUAUACUAACGAAAGGUAGCCUAAGCUGUGCAUGAAUAUCGGUUACGGUUUGCAAACGGCAUAGGCAGAGAAAGAGUUUGGUGCUGUGCCUGCACUUUCCGGUCAAUUAUGUUAAUCAGUCACUCAGUCUGUCUCUUUAUUAUAAUCUGCUUCUUUUGAUACUUCUUAAUUAUAUUGCUUCGUGUUUUUAUACAGUUUGCUUAUUGUUCUGUCCUUUGUUUUUGUACAGUUUACUUACUCUAAAUAUUUGCAUAUUGCUUUGUAUUUUUUUUUUCUACUGAUACGUCCUGUUUGCACUAUCCCUUUGCUGCUGUAAUGUUGCAAAUUUCCCCACUGUGGGACGAAUAAUGCUGUCAAAUGCUGCUUCAUGUCCUGCUGGUUUAUAAAUACAAUUUAAUUUACGUUUUUUAAAAUUCCAUCCAUCUCCUGAGAUUUUGUAGAGUGAAGUUUGUGUACAAGAGCAGACCGCUCUGAUUUCAUUAAACAGUCACAUAUGAAUUCUUAUAAUUAUCUCCGUAACAGACUAAAUAUUCUUAAAGAAUCCCAGAGAAGUGAUGUCUGCAGCGGCUGCAGCUCAGCGCUCCUUCUCUUCUUCUCUGCGCUCUUUGUGCACAGUGUGUGCAGCACCAAAGCCCAUAUCAGAUUUGUUUAACCCUUAGAUGCAUAAGUGGGGUCAAAAAUGACCCCGGGGUUGUUUUUCUUGAAUAUCUAUGGAAUUAAAAGUUUUUAUCAUUUCAUAUUCCAGGUAUUCCUCAUAAAACAUGUUUUUGACAUGAGGCCAUUUGCAUUAAAAAAAAUGUAUAUACAUUUUAAGAAAUUGUUGUUUUUGUAUCACCCACUCUUCCAUAAGUGGGGUCAAAAAUGACCCCAGCAUUUCCUAUGGAAUAUCAAGGGUUAGACUUAGGAAUCUUUGAUUCUUAUCGACUGUGACUGUCAGGUACACAUUUACUGUCACACUUACACAUCUAAUGUCAGCAGUCUCACCACCCAGGAGGAUUUUUAUACAGCAACAUACAUCUAAGUAUUAUAUUCGUUUUAUAUCUUGGAAUACAUAUGACGUUAUAAAAUAUGAACUUAUUUUCCACAUCCAUGACUUUUGUGUGAUAAAGUAUACUAUUAUUGUCAUCAAAUUAGCCUACUUUGUAGUUAGCUAACAGUUAGCUAGUGUUAGCUAACUACAAUGUAGGUACUAGUUAGCUAACUACUGUUACGACUGCUGUCAUAAUUUCUUUUUGUUUGGGUUUUGCUGCAUGUGUUCUCUGUGCGUAUUCUGUUUUCUGUAUGCAAAUAGGUGUCUGCCAUAGCCCGGCGGUGAUUGGUGAAUUGGAUCUGUCCUUGUUUGUGAUUGGCUGCAGCUGAGGGCGUUCGGUUUUUAAAGGACCAAGAUGGGAGCUGCUUCGAGCUAGCAGGCAGACUCCACCUUCCUCCUCUCCCAACCGGCCACAGCAAUUUCUGUAUUCUAGUAAAUCUUUAUUGUGUAAAAGACAUAGGGGUGGACCGCCAGUUUUGUUACCCUUUUUUCUCCUGUUUAUUUAGUUAGGGAGGUAAGCUUUUUGUCAUUUGUUUUUUUUUAAUUUGUUUGGUUAGGUUAUUUACUUACUCCCUGGGCAGGAUUGUUUUUGUUUGUCAUUUUGGCCUUAGUCCACCCUGAAGCUAUUAUUUCAGUUAAUUGUUAUUUAAAUAUUGUAAAUAAAUUCGUACUAUUGAUCGUUCCGCACGACUUUUUCAUUGUGGCUACUUGGGACUUGGGGAAGAUGGGGGUCUUUCAUGUCAUGUCCCAGACACCCCUAGACUGGGCAUAACACUACUAUGUAAUGUUAGUACUGUAAUGUAAGCUAGCUAACAUUACUGCAUUUGCUGUGUAGAGAUAAGCAGACUUACUAUGAUAUUUAUAGCUUCCUUGUCAUAAAAUCUAACCUGUUAGGUAGCCUAUUAUACUAUUAUUGAUUAUUCAGUGAUGUCAGUAGUUGUCAAAAUGUUAAUAAAAAGUGAUAAAUGAAUAUGUCAAGCAUGAA
Messenger RNA from Epinephelus fuscoguttatus (brown-marbled grouper), 3654 nucleotides. RefSeq names its product SLAM family member 9. NCBI's taxonomy places the organism in Eukaryota, Metazoa, Chordata, Actinopteri, Perciformes, Serranidae. The transcript has 7 exons. The record is from RefSeq and is a predicted model, not a curated record. Bases 103 to 918 code for a protein of 271 amino acids.